This is a messenger RNA of Porites lobata, 35667 nucleotides long. The record is from the annotation of a GenBank genome assembly. Lineage: Eukaryota; Metazoa; Cnidaria; Anthozoa; Scleractinia; Poritidae.
CAGGGCUUCGAGAAGGAGAAAGUAGGAUAUACAGAAGAUUGCUAACACAGGAGAAUGCAGUGUAGCGCGAUCUCCGGAAAGUUUUGGAUAGUGUGAAGCUUGCCUUCAAACACCAGAAACAUGUCUAAAUCACUAGCAGAGCUAUGUAUGUUCUGUAUCGCCAGCAAUCUCCAAAAUGUUUCUCGUUUAGGAACGUUUUUGUCGAAGAACGACAACGAAGUCCUACUGGAAUUGCUUUGUGAUCAUGACAUGUUCACAGGGAACAAUAUGCCUCAUAUAACGUACCAGCUUCUUACAUCUCGGCUUGAAAACAUUGCAUUCCGUUACAGCAAUCAGGUGGACGAUACACUGCUUCAAAAUGUUGCCCUCUGCGGUUGUAAGCUGAAGUCGUUUACGCUCAAAGAAUGUCCAAUGGUUUCAGGUAUUUAUUGAAUACAGUCAUACCACAUCUACUUCAAUAAGCACUGUUAUUUACGCCAUACUCACUAUUUGUUUUGACUCUGGCUUAGAGCCUACAGUUAAUUUUGGAAAUCAGCGCAACCUACAGAUUAGUUAAAUAGUUGUCUGGUAACAGAUACGCUGUGGCUAUAUGGCCGGUAACCGGUCAAGGUUUCCAAAACACUAAAUGGCCGGCAGUCCUAUAUUCUUAGCAAAUUUCACAAAAUCGAAAGAUUCUAGCUAAUCUAAACUAUCAUAUGUCGAUUUAGAAAAGUCAAGCGAUCCUGAAAUGCUUUUCACAUCUCAAGCCACAAGCUUUAAUAUAACAGGGAAGCAUUUGCAUCCUACUUUGCAGAUGAGUUGUAUCAGCUUUGUUGAGCAUAUGUUCUUUAAAUGCGAUGAAAUUCGUUUAAUUUCGGUUGUCUACCGUUAAAUGCCGGGUUAUUCUUCAUUUAUAUCUGUCUGAUUUCAUUAAAAUGUGGCGACUAGGUUUCGCCUGCCACUGGCCAGUGCUGUCUCCAAAAAUGUACGGGGAUUGCCGUCUUGGUCGGCACAGCUGGAUAUCCCAGGGAGUGGGAUGGAUCAGGCUUAGGGGGAGCAAAACUACAGGGUUAGGGGGAGCUAUUUUGACACAACCCCUUCAGCAAGGAGCAGUGUUUACUGGAGGCCUUGACUAGCAAGUACCUUGUUCUUAAUUUGCCAUAGCGAGCUGAAUCAGGCCUCUGCUGACAAUAAUUAUCAUGAUAAUUGCAGAGCUCAGGGGGAGGUGCAGACAGUUACCCAGUGUGCUGGGUGGGAAGGGUGAAAGGUUUGGUACCAAGGACUUAAGCUUAAUAAUAGUUAACAGCUAAUGUCCAGGGCCAGGUUUUUUGAAGCUGGGUUAACAUAACCCAGGGUUAGUGCGAAAUUUGAACUCAGAUUUGAGAGCUUAAAAAGCAUAUUCAGUUUAAGUCUCUUUGCCUUCAAUUGGAUGAUUGGAUACUCUAAAAAGAAUAGAGAAAACUAUCCUAGAGAGUGCUUUUGAUAAAAAGAAAAAGAAACCCCAGUUUAAGUUUAACCCCCUGGUUAGCACUAACUGGCGUUUGAACAACCGGGCCCAGGAGUCUAACUACAGUGUUCAAAGUCUUUUAAAACAAGCAUAGUAAUGUAGUAAUGGCCGUUUUUAUGCUAGAGACGUUAAAGUCGUUUAGACGCAUUUAACGUCUGAGACGUUAAAGUCGUCUAGUGUAAAAACGGGACGCACUAAAGUAGACAACCUUAUUUAAAAAAGUAGAUUUUUCUGAAAAAAGGACUAGGCUCUACUCUCGGAAGACACUGGACACGAGUUAAAGCGGCGCCAAAUAUGAACUUCAAGCCCGCGAAAUGCCAACAAAUUUUUUCUCCACUGCUCUUUCAGCUAUUUAUUUAUAUUUUGCUCGUAGCUUAACAACUGAUGUAUCGAUUUCCUUUGCUUUUCCUUUCUUAGAACUGGUUGCUGUCUUCGCUUGUAAACAAGCAUCUAACUCUUUCUUAAUGGCUUCAAAAAUAUGAACAUUAGCUGACUUUUUGAGUGCAAGAGUCUCCAAAAUUAAUGCAAAUUCAGUUCGGUCGUCUGCGAGAACAGAUGCAAACUCCUUAAGUUCAUCCUCACUCCACUUUCUACCAUGAGACUCCUUCAUGCUCUUCUUGGCCGCCAUGUUGUUUUGCACUCGUCCCAGUGGUCUCUGGACGAGUCGAGCAUAAAUGCGUCCUAGUUUACGACGUCCCGUCUUUAUACCAGACGACUUUAACGUCUGAGACGUUAAAGUCGUCUGUUAAGUGCGUCACUCGGAUGCACUUAACAGAAGACGUUAAAGUCGUCAGACGUUAAAUUCGUCUGCCUUAUUUACCGUUUUUAUGCUAGAUGUUAAGGUCAUCUUGAGAUGACUUUAACGUCUCAGAGGACUUUAACGUCUCUAGCAUAAAAACGGCCAAUAGCUUCAUACCCCAGUAAUACCUUACAGCUACUGCCAAGGUGUCUAGCAACUGUGUUCAACGUAUUAACCUGAGGUAAAGUUAGAAACAUGUGAGAAGACAGAACACACAAAGUCUUUCAUCCAAGAGGGAGGCUGUCUAACACCAACAGGUCAAAGAGAAGGAAGAGUUUCCAUUGCUUCAGAAGGGAGGGUAGGAUAUUUGGCAGUGACUGUUGGAGGUGCCAGUUCAAUUUCUUUUGAUGCUUCUGUGGUUGUUGACCCACCCUUCUGUUUAUCUGGGGUGUCAUUAUAAGGGUCUGGCUGGACAAGCUUUUUCAUGUGGCUUGUGUUGUGUAUCUUUUAGUGUUUCACUCCUGAUCUCCUAUUAUAACUGCAUAACCUUUCUUUUGAAUCACUUUGUAUGGUGCUGCUCUUGUUAAGCAGGAUCUGAUAACCUUCCACAAUGUCACUGUAUUCUGCUGAGCGCUUCACAUCUGCAUACUCUUUUUUCCUGAGGUUUUUGUGUGCAUCCCCUUUGUGGAGGAGUUGUUGCCAGUGGGCUUCGCUGAUUUCGUCAGUGGGGAUGGUUACCCUUGGGAGCUUGUCAUUGAGUCAUCUGCCCAUCAAAAGCUCUCUCUUUGCUUAGUAAUUGUUAGAUUGUUAUACUAUUUCUUUUUAAAGGAUUUAACAUUUUUAACUUUCUUUUGAUCAGCGGACAGUUUGUUCCAAUUUCUAAUAAUUGUUCUCACGCUAAAAGUGUGGCCUUCCCCUGUGUCUUUCAGUUUCCCCAGACCCUCAAAAAACUUUGGGAAACUUAGUCAUAAGGGCUGCUUUUUGGUCUACAAAUUGGGUAUUUUCAAGAUUCACAUUACAGCUGUUUACAUCAAUUCCAACUUUAAGUACUGCAAGAAGCAUUUCCAAAGUUUUACGACCAAGCAAAUUAAAGUGGCAGCAUCCCCUGGGACUACAAAAAAUUCUGCAACUGUUGACUUGUUGGUUUGUGGCACAGUGACUCUUAGUUUACUGCUCCUCUCAAGCUUCAGGGGUUAAGAGUGUGUUUAUGCAUACACAAUUCUAUCAUACUUUGCUAAAGUGGUUCCCCCUCGUAUGAAAGAGACUGAAAAACAUUUUCGGACAUGAGAUUACUGCUAGUCCCUGGAUCUAUAAUAACACUAGUAAACUUAUCAUUUAUAUACAGUUGUAGUACUCUCAAGGCCUUUGCUAGUGGAAGAACUAAAUACAUAAGACACAUCUUCUUUUGCUUCCCCACAAUCCUGUUACUGGGUGGCAGUUUCCACUUUCUCCUGCUUUCUGCUUCUUCUCAGGAUGGUCCUCGAUUGGCUGCAUUUGGGAUUCAUGUUAAGUUCCUGUCUGUAUUGACAAUAAACUGCAAAAUGGCUGACUCAGCCACAGGUUUCUUUCUUUUUUGUUUUCAAGGCUUUGUUUUGGCAGUGCCCGGUUGCCUGAGGUAACUAACAUUUGGCCGGGGGGAGUGAAAAAAAUUUCCCGGUCACCAGGCCCAAAACAAUCCUAAACGUUUCACUGACAAUAUGAGGAAGAAAGUUAAAGAUGACCUAUUUUGACAAAUUAAUAGGUUUGGUGCUGCAGCAGUUUCACUGUUUCACGAAAGUUUUCGUGGGUUUUAUAAACAACAUGCGGCGUUCAGCAGAGCAAUAAAAUCAGUGUGCAUACAGAACACUACAAUUGAAGCUCUUGUGAGCGACCACCUUGGAAAUUCGGAAAAGUGGUCGUAACUAGGGCUGGUUGCUUAUGAGAAUGAGCUCUUGUAAGUCACCACAUGGUACAACAAUAGAGGGUAAAUGCAUAUGAGAGCUUCAGAAACUUAUUAAUAAUUCAUAAAAAAAGAAAAGAUAUUAAUAUUAAUGUUUAAUGAGUGUCUUUAUAUCUGAACUUUAUAAUUUGAACUUUUACAAAUACAAUACUGCUCUGUACAAGAUCUUUAUCCACGAACCAUUAGUGCAGUGUGCAGUUUCAUUAAGUGUUGGUCUGUAUGAAUAAGACUCUGAGCGGUCGCUUACGAGAGUGUUAAUAAAACAAAGGAAAAAUCUGGUUGGGUAGUCUCAAAAGUGAUCACGGUCGCUCACAGGAGUGGUGGCUUACGAGCUUUUAAAUACAAAGUUUAAGCCACAGUUCAAACAGGGUGUCACCAAGUUGGUUGUAACUAGCCGGUCGCUUACGAGAGUGAUGGUAAGGAGAGCAUCUACUGUAUUUCACGUGCUUGUUAAAUAGUUUAAUUGAUUAAUAAGAUGUUCAGAGGCGACCAACUUUGAGGCCUGGGCACCCCAGCUGGAAUGCUUGAUUGCUCCCUGAAAUUUUUCUUAGAGCACAGGCUUGUUGUUUUGUUUGUUUAUUUGCUUUUUUUUUUCAUAUAUUUUCUUUUCUCUAUUGGCUUCUUGCCCUUUCUUCCUACUUCCGGCCAUUAACCUCUGAGGUUCAGCGAUUAUCAUAUUUCUAGUUAAAACAAUUUUUAGAUUCAGCUUUAUCGUGGUAUCAGGAACUAUGAAGGGCUUGGUAAGUGUUAUCAGCCAAGGCGAAACACUUACCUAGACCUUGGUUAUGCCUCAUCCAGUUAUUGUUAUGAUUUUACACAAUUCUGUAUUUGAUUCAAGUUUAUUUAAUUUUGCAGGGGUGAAGUGGGGGGUGGGGUGGGGGGGGGUUGACGUUAACUAUUCAAGGUCCUUGAAAGUAAUGCCAGAAGAUACAUCACCCAAACCUCUGGGGGAAGUUCUUAAUCUCCCUAGAAUGGCCUAUAUGGAAAGGCUCCACCCAAAAGGGGUACCUUUUUCAAGCUUCAGGUAUACAAAAGGGUAGUUACAUUGUAUUUCAAUAGUUGAAGUAUAAAAGAGGGUAGGGAAAUCAGUCAUUUCAGUGUGUAAAAAGACUGAAAAGGGCUAGUGGAAGCAAUUUCCUGGUUUGAUGAUUUAUUCAUUUACUGCAGUUAAAUAAAUAAAGAUGUUUAAUCACCACAUUCUCACAUUAAAAAUGAAUUACAAUGUGCUUACAAUAUGCAGAAAAAUUACAAAAACGUUAUUGGGACUGGAGUUUACAAUAUACAUGUAAUAAUUAAAAAAUAGUAAAACCUAGUAAAAUAAUUACAAGAAUAUGGUUCAAUCAUAGUUACCACAAGAGUUUUACUAAGAAUAACAUUUAACUUUUAAAAGACGUUGCUUUGGCCAUUAGGAUAGUACUAAGGAAAAAGCUUUGCCCGAAGUGAUCAGUUUUGCGUUUCAAAGACGUCCAAGAGUUAGAAUUUCUAAGAGAAUAGUCAUGGGCGAUAGUCCUGAUACUGAGUUCAUUGUCCCUGUCCUCAAGUCUAGCGAUUUCAGCAAGUUGUAAGGCUUCCUAGUAUGAAGAAUUAUAUUAUCCUUAAAGUAUGCAUUUGGACCCUCUUUAUUUCACUAGAAAGAGAGGCAGGAAGGGGUCACACUGCAAAGUUCUAAAUGAAGUAUAUGUGAAAGUGGAAGGUAUAUGAAAGGGAUACCUUUUCUGUCAAAAAUGGUACAUAAAAGGGUAAGGUAAGGGGUUGGGGCCUCCUUAUAUAAAACUUGUAUUUUUUUCUGACUUGUAUUUUGGGGUAAUUUUCAUGGGGUGUUUAUUAGACAUGGGGCAUUUAUUAGUGAGGCAUUUAAAUUUCACAAAGGCAUUUACUUGAGAGAGUGUGUUUAUUAGUUUAUUAUUUUAUAGUACUGGUAUCUUAAUGGCCUAGGCUGGGUUUAAUAUUCUCCUGGUGAACUUUAGCAGGAUCAGGUUACAGUAAUGUUUCAUUAUACAAUUAAUGUCAGAUCCUGAGGGAAACAGUUUUGUGUUCCAGACAGUCCUGAUGUUUCCCAAGACGAAUUCUUGGGAAACAUCAGGACUCAAGGGAAAACAAAACUAACUGGUUUCCUGAGGGACCUGACAUGUUGUGUUUUGUUAGAUUUCUAGACUUUCACUUCAACAGCAACAAAAGAAUAACCAAAGCGAAUCAAAACAGUUGACUCGAUUCUUAUAAGAAACCCCUGAAUGAAUGAUUUACAAAGUACUCUCCUUAUAUUAUCUGCAUCUUUUUCCUCCACUAGCUGCUGUUUCUCUACAGGGAUAACUUUGAAAAUUGUUGCUUUUUAGCUUGAGGCUUCAUGUUUUUGUUGUGGACUCUUGUUGUGUUCAUCCCCAAAAGGGAAAACUAGCAGUGUUUUUCCCACCUUCUGUCAUGCCACUUUCCACCAUGCCUUGAUGAUGUGCUGUAAUGUACCCCGAACAGGGUACAAUUGCUCAAAUGUAUCACGAUCAGGAUACAUUUGAUUUUAGUCAAGGCUAUAUAUGUGACCAAGAAUUAACCAAUGACAGUCGCUGUUUAGUUGAGUGAAAGUCUAGGAAUAUGACACAAUUACACCUAACUAUGUCUCUAUUUUGCUGUAAAAUCUUAAGAACAAAGCAAAAAGGCAAGCAUUGUUAGCCAUGAGUUUAUGUAGAGUCCAGUGUGAGGGAAAACAGAAACUUUGUCUUGUAAAUAUGAUGCUUCUGUUUUGCCUCAGAUUUUAGAGCAUUAGAGGGGCUGUUUGCAAUCACUUGUUCCUAGCUUCAAAAUGAAAACUAAGGACCAGUUAUUUAAAAUGGAGGUAAUCAGUCUUUUACAAAAUCAGGGUCUAAUCCAUUUUUCUUUGCCCAAUCGUAAUUAUCUAUUCACUACUUGCAGUAAACAGGUUCCUGGAUUAAAGCAUAUACAAACCGUUAAAUAAAAAAACACUUAUCUUUUUAAAGUAACUCACAUAGAAAGAGAUCUAGGGGUCCAGUGAUUUCUAAAGCCAUUGCAACAGUUAAGCCUGGUUCUAGUAUAUUGCUGUCGACCCACCUGUGACAUUGAGAACAUGUGACACCUUAAACAACGGCCAUUAUUACAGGUUUUUACUGCUGGCAUACCUGCGAAGUUGAACCCAAGUCAACUGUGCAGGCACGCUGAUAGUAAAUGCUAGGAAAGCCAAUGUUGCUGGCAACUUCUGUUCUCAUGCAGCAGGUAGGUUGGUGACAUGGAUGAGAACCAGGCUUUAGACUUUGUUUAAAUUACCAACCCUUUUGUUUGCAAUAUACAUAAUAGUGCACACUUUGGUGACACCUACCAUUUAUUAAUCUUUAUUAUUAUUAUUAUUAUUCUUUUAUUACUAUUAUUUUUGCAGAGAAAGGAUUAUCUUCUCUUCUGAAAAGUCAAACAGACUUGGAACUUCUACUUGUGAAAUGGAACUCGUCCCACACCAACUUAACUGACAAGUGCUUGACUACACUACAUUCUUCAAAACUAAAAUCUGUGACACUGGUAGCUCUUGACCAGCUAACAAACAAUGGCCUAAUUACCCUGGCCAAGAACUGUCCCAAUAUUUGUGAACUUAUGGUCCCACGAUGCAACCAACUCACUGAUGGUUGCUUUCAAGCUGUUACUACACUUUUGAAGGGAGUGCUGGUAAGUGUUAUUUAUUUUAAUAACUGAUAUUUAAUUGAAGGUGACCCUACACUGUAUGUGAAAAGGGGAUGACUUAUGAUUUGGGCUAUGUGAUUGACAUGUGACUUCAAACACCCUCCUGUAGUUAUAUUUUGGCCCACUUGUGUUCACUUAUUUUUUUAUGAAGACAAAGUCAAAAUUGGCAUUUGGGCAGGCUCUAUUGUGGAUGAUAAUAGAGAGUUUAAGAUACCACGACAGCGACAGCCGUGAAAAUGUUGCUUAAAAAGUGAAUUUGCGUUCCUCCAAUCUCUUAUCGCGAUUAUUCGAAUUCACUUACUUUGUCAAAUGCAAGAGAGCUAUUCUGAAGCUGAAUUCCUUCCAAUCAUAUCCAAGUUCAGAAAGAGAAAGAAAAUUCUGUCGUCGUUCGUUCACGUUAGGUUCGUAAAACGUGAGACUAGGCAUUUUCAUCAUCGUAGUCAUGCAAAGACAGAGAAGAAAUGUACAAAGAAGCAUGCUGCAUGUGCAGAGUUGUUGUUUUGCCUAUUCAACCUAGUGGCUUCUUAAACUCCCUAAUAUGAAAAAGAGAAAGUGAGUAAACACAAGUAGAGAGGGAGAGAGGAAGGGGGAAAGGAAGCAAAGAAAGGGCCUGGGUAGGAGGUAUUCAAGGGAAGUUUGAGUAGAGAUGUGCUCCCGGGCUCCCAGACUUGCGGGGCCUUUAAUCACUAACCCUGUUUAAAACAAAAAUUGUACAUUCUUUCAUCCAGUUUAAUACAAGAGGCCUUAUUUCAUGAUCCUGAUUAACAUUUUUUUGCAUAAAUAAUUAAGUUAUUUUUUAAGCUAACACCAUGGAAUUUAAUUUUUUGGUAAAAAAAUAACUAUUUAUUGGUAUGGUAACCACAGAUGUAGAGUUGUCAUUACCAACCUUCACACUCUUGUUAUGUAAGUAUUUCCAAUUUUAAAAGACAUCCUGUUGAUGAUGCUAAAUACGUACCGGUAUUCAAAUUACUCUGUUAAAGACCCUCAAAUCAUACCCUGUUGAGCCCUGUUGAGUGACCCAUAACUGUUUAGUCCAAAAAAGGGAGUGUCCCCUUAGGAAAGGGUUGCUGUAGACAAAACCUUAUUAGCAUUAUUGAAACUGCUUGGUGAGACUGAUUCAAUAUGCUAAACACAGUUUGAUAGGUUGUGAGUCGUUGUUGGUAGAGUCGUGACAGUUGGCAGGUUUGUUGUGGUAGCUUUAAUGGUCAAAUGUGGCACGGACAAUAUAUAUAUAUAUAUAAGAUAUUACAUUUAUGAGGUUAACCUUAAGAUUUUGAUUAUUUCCAUUUCAACAUGGAUAAUUUAAAACAAGCCUAAAAUUGAUUUUUGAAAUUAGUAGGUUUAAGCAAAAUUCAGUCCUUGAUCAAAUUUCCUUGUAAGUUUGCAAACUGCUUAUUCAUUGGAUAAUCCUCACUCGUUAAAACAACUUAAAGAACUUUGUAACAAACAUGUUUAAAUGUUGAUUAACUCAGAAAAUUCCUUUACUCAAAUUCUAUAUUUUAUUUUAUGUUUUCUUUGCUUAAAGUUCACGAUUAGCAAGCUACUAGAUUUCGCCAAAUUAGAAUUGCCUAUAAAAGACUCCCACAUUGUUCCCUAAUUUCGGAAUGCUCAACACUUGUGUGUGUAUCGAGAUCACUGAGAUUGAAAGGCUUUUUGACUCUGUAUACUCUCAUGAUAGAGGUUUUAAUGGUAAAGGGAUUAAGCAUUUCUUGAGGCAGAUGAAGUUUGCUAUUUUGCUUUAUAUGACAUCAGACUUUGGUGCGUGGUAACAAUAAUGCAUGCAUGUCUUUUUUAGAAAAACUGUGUUAGCCACCUUAAUUAGCAAAUUUAAUACCUUUGCCAGGAAGUAUUGGAUCUGUCUGGAGUUCAUCUGUUGACUGAUCUGAGCUUAGUAGCCAUUGGCUCGGGAAGCUGCCCUAAUCUUCGAGAGUAAGUGAUUAAAGUUUUAAUAUUAGCCUACUCCUAAGGAUGUUUAUAGAUGAUGAUCUGUGCAUAAUAAUGUGAAUGACCAACAAAAAUACAAUGAGGUCUUAUUGCAUGAGCAAGCAAUUGGAGACUUGCUGAGAUUAAAGGUCAAACACUUUUUCGUUUGUGGAGAGUUUAUAUCUAAAUUUGCGUAUAAGGCACCUACCCAGCAUUGCUCAAUGUACCCAAGGCCCCUUUGGGGUUUGCUACCCCUGGCUUAACCUUGAGUGUAAAUUCCUGGGUAGAGUAUUACUAAACAGGCAUGUAGCUAUUAUGCAGCUGUGAAAUGCUGGUAUGUUAUUUAAUGUGCAUUUAAGUGCCUCAUUCGCAGUUGUUUCAGGAUACAGUGGCCAUUUCUACUACUUCAGGACUGAACUUUGCAGCAAAAAUUGCCAGCACAUUUUGAUUGCAAUUUCAGCAAAAACAUGUUUUUGCUGAAAUUAAGGAUCUGGUGUGUUUUGGAAUACUCGUUAACGUAAAUCAAAAAUUAAAUAUAGCAAGAAUAGCAAAUUUAAAUCAGCAAAAAAAUUGAUUCAAAUGGUGAAAAAGCAAAGACAACCCUUGAGAAAUCGCAAAAGUAAUAAAAUAAGGAAUAUGGUAAAGUUUGUUCUUGUCAACAUCAAUCGCAGAUACAGCGAAAGUAACAAUCUCAGCAAAUGAAAGGUCUUUAAUCAAGCAGGUAAGGUAAAGAAGGCCCUUGAAAAGUUCGAGAGUUUAGCAAUAAUCGCAAAAGAAACAAAGAUUUUCUUAUCUAUGCGAAUACUUCAGUGUUAUAGAUUAUCAAGUCAGAAAUUUGACGAUGGGGACGUUUAUUUUCAGCACAACAAUUGACACAACCAUCAUGUAUGUGUGCGGCUUCGUUUUAUUAUCUAUGGACAUCAGGGAUAAGUCUUGCUGCAUUAGUUUUCUUCUCCACUGCGUAUCAGUUAGUAAUUUAAAACAACAAUUACCAUUACAGCAGGAACAAUAUGGCGGGAUGAUGGCAAAAUACAACAUCAGAGAUAUCAGAGAUUACACAUCACGAGUAACUGGUUUAAGAUAAACACAACAGUCAACAUGUCUGACCUGUUGAAAAGCACUUAAUUUACCAUGUAUUGCUGGUCAGGUGAUACACAAAUAAUGAUGCGCAAGGGUGGUCUAAGUAUUUUUUCUGUUACAUCCUUGUCUUUUUUAGAGUAAGAAAACUGAAAAGAAGAAAAAUAAAAUUAAGUAAAAUUUAUGCUUAAAAAAAUGAAAAAUUAUGAUGCCUCAGUCCUUGGAUUUAAAUGAGAACAAAAGCUGAAAAGGUUCUUAGUCCCUAAUUUGGCCUAAAGGCGACACUGGUGGAGCUGGAGCAUGGUCAGGCUCGUCCUUGGGUAGAUUCUGAUGUGCACUUCUAACAAGAGACUGUUCUGCAUUUAAACUUCAUGUCCUGGAGAUGGGCGAACUUGUAGCUGUGUCUGUUGCGGCGAUUCUUUCUCCUAUUUUCUACCUGAAUCAAAUAGGACCCUGUUGUGUGAUGAUGUCUGACUACCGACUCUGGCUUCCACCCUCUGGAAUCCGUCCAGGGCUGCAUUCACACCUUCGUUCUGGGCUGUAGUUCCUUCAUUUUGCUGCUUGCAUGUCGGUCAUGGUGCUUCUUCUGAUCCUUCUUGGUAUCCCAUGGACUCCAAAUUGCCUCUUCAGCUCUUCAUUUUGGUAACUUCUGGUGUUCCUCUUGAAAUUCAAGCAGGUGAGUUCCUAGGGUUUCAGAGGCUCCGUAGGCUGUUUCUCGACAAAAUCUGCACACACGCUACAAUUGGUGACCGUUUGCGCCACAUCUAGACAUUCCAGGCCAAAACAGCACCUCUCUAGCUCUUUGUCUGCAUUCCUAGGUGACUCUUGUGGAUCUGGCCAAGUAUUUCAGGUCUUAAAACCUUUGGGACAGUCAAACAUCUUCCUUUGAAGAAGAGUCUACCUGGUGUUGUGGCUUCAUCAUGGAAUGUCCAGUCGGGUCUUGACUCCAUAGCAACUUGCUGCUUUGUGUCUGGCCAUCAAAUUCUCACCAUUGUUAGGACUGCUUGUAGCUCUGUUUCUACUUUGGUCUCUGGAACUCUUCCUACUCUUACCGUGUUGAUUUCCUGGAAUUCUUCAACUUGAGUUUCCUCUACCUCGACAGUUUCGUAAAAUUGUUCAUCCUGAGCUACACACUGAUUCAACCGAGUGCACCAAAGGGGUGACUCAUCUCCACUGUCUCCUGAGUCAUCUGAACUAACUUGUGAAACAUCCUCUUCUUUUAGUUGAUGCACUUGUUUUGAUCUACAGAGCUUGGAAUAAUGAUUCAUCUUUUUGCAGAAAGUGCACAGUUGUCCCAUUGUUGGACGUUUCUAGUGGGUUUUGUCGUAACCUUACCUCCUGUGCUUGUUUUUCUUGUCUUGUCUUUCUUUUCCUUCCGAAGCUUUCUUUUCAAAGUCUUCCUUGUUUUUGCAAUGAUUUGAACUCUUAUGACGACUCCGAGUUUCGCGUUUUUCUUUGCUUACAACAUUCACAGUCCGGUUUCGUCUUUUAGCAAGUUUCUUUCGACUGUUUAGAUUUGUUUCAUGGUUGCGACCAAUUUCUGCAGCUCUCGCGAAUCAACUCAUCGGUUAAAUUGAGGCACUUUGCACGAACUUUAGUUGCAACUGAACACAGUUGCGUCACGAACCAUUCUUUCCUCCUGUUCUUGGUAAAAACGGACCUUCACGAGGACCUUCUUGAUCCGUAAACCACAUUAAAAAUGGUGUUGACUUUGUCCGGAAAAUCGAGGGCCCGGAAGUAUUGCCAACUCAAAAGCUUGUAUGUUAUGAUGUCUCGGCUUUUUUCUCGAGUAUCCUGGUGAAUCAAGCCAUGUCUGUUACACAACGCAAGUUGCAAUUCUCCCCUGACCACAGCGAGUUUUCACCUCCACAGAUCCGUGAACUUCUUUCUCACCAACAACUACUUUGUUUAUGAUGGCCAGUUCCAUAAACAGAAACACGGUGCAGCCAUGGAGGAAGACGAUCUUAGAUCAGUUGGAAACCCACCCUCAUUAUGGUACAGAUAAGUGGAUGAUGCUUUCUCCGAACUACAUCGCUGUGAUGUGGAAGAGUUUUCCCAACAUCUCAACCCGCGAGAUCCGAUUCACAUCGGACCCAGGGGAAGACGGAAAACUACACUUCCUUGACGCUUGCAUCAAAAUUGAAGAGGUUGGCUCUACCAGAAUCACAGUAUAAAGGAAACCAACUCAUACGGACCAUGGACUCACUAUCGACUGAUAAAGGCUAUUAAGCGAUUUAGCUGAAAUAUCUCGUAGCAAAUAUUUUAUACGUUCCAGUCUAUUUCUUCUCAUUGAUGUCGAUGUAACACGAAAUGAACGUUUUCUCUUCAACAAUUACUAGGGUCAUUGAUAUGUGUAUACCUCGUUCUUUAGGCAAUAAAUACCCUCUGGACCUAUCAAGUCAGAAAUGGAGAAGAGAGAAUUGACCAAACCAUUAUAUCUGCUUCGUUCUUUUAGCUAUGGAUGCGUGGUCUGUAAUUUACCAUGAACAACAAUUACCAGAAUCAAUGAUACACCCUAGAAGGUCCUUCUUUCCCUUACUUCUUAAUAACACUGAACUAUUACUAAAUUUGUUAUUGUUGUUAAUUUUGCGAUAUUUGCAGGCGUCUGACAUAUUCUCUUGUGAAUAAUUGUUUGUUGAUAAAAAAUUGCAAUAAAACAAGCAAAUUUUUGUUGCAGAGUUCAAUCCUGAACGUUCUUUUCUGUUACCUGUGUGCGAUAUUUAUGUGCAAAAUGGGUCUUAAUAGCACACCUCACCUUAAAAUGCUGUGCCCCCCUGUUGUUAUGUUAACAGCAAUUUGUCUAAGUUAAUAUCCAAUUUUGCCCAUAUUCAAGCGUCGUUAGGGUGCUUAUCUUGCAUUAGUCAGAACUGGUUAGCCAGACUAGUCCAGUCCAUACAUAUAGAGAAUUCCACUAUUAAUCAGAAGUGUCUAUAAAUCAGAUCACUUAUUUUUUUUAAUGUAGCAGUCAGCGAUGGGUUUCCUUGCAGUGUCCUUAAUAAAGGAGGUUUUUUCAAAACUUUAGAUCAACACAACCAUAAAACUAGGUGGUGUGUGUUUUACGGGUCCAUUUGAGCUCUGAUAUGUUGUACUAUUUUUUUUCUCAUUGCAGGCUUUAUCUUAAUGGAUGCACCAUGAUUUCUGGUGUAGGAAUACAGCAGGUACUAAAAUCAACAGUUCAACCAAUUAAGUCAGCAAAUGGUUAAUUCUUGAUAUCUUGAGCAUAAGCAUUGUUCCACUUUCUGAAAAAAAACAACAACAAAUAUUUACCAACUUGCUCAAUCAUAAAUAUUUUGAAAACUCAGCGCUAUUCGAUCUCAUACAUAUACUGUAAUUCGUAAUGUUUGCUCUCAAUCCUUUUUUUACAUGAUUGAAAGAAAUACUUCGUUAAAUAAAGAGUUUUGUACGUUUUGAUAACAAAUAUCGAUAUGAUGUAAGAAAGAGGAGUGAAGUUAGCUUACCUUUACUCCUAAUGUGGUCUUUUGCAUUUUCUGUGGCAUUUCAAUCCCUUGCUGCCCCAACAACAAGUAAAGGAAAAAAAAAAACGAUAAAUGCAAAUCCAAUGGCCGCCCGCAGCUGAAUGCUGUCUGAAUGUUUUUCCGUUUUCUCUCAUGCACUUCCAUACUUCCUAAGUCAUCCAGCCGCUAAGCCAGGUAAAGGUACAAUGUAGUUUUGAAGAUUGGUGGAAAAAUAACAGUGAAAAAGCUUGCGCCUCUAAUGGCCUUAAGUAACACAGUGAAUUUUCACAUGCGCCUUAAAGUCGAUAUUGUCAUAGAAUGUCGAAAAAGAAGUGGAUCUUUAUAUUCAAAGCCAUAUUAAACUCAAAUUAGUUACAAAUGACCCUUAACUUGGCCGAUGGCAUGUAGUAUAAACGCGUGAAUGUGUGACUGUAUUCUCCAGUCAUCUGCAAUGUCUCAAGAUAUUUUCAAAUUUCCUAUACUAGACGAAAGACAACUUAAAGAAAAACAAAGCGUCAGUGAUCACAAAAUUAUCCCCUGCAUAGCUAGCUUGAAAGCCUUUUUUUAUUCAUUUUCUUUGUUAUGCCCUCUAAGAAAGUGUUCUAUUGGUGGUUUUCACGUUACGUCAUCGCCGCCGCUGCUGGUGGACGGUAAACAAAAGAUCGCUCAUUAGCUCGCUUUUUUUGUCUACCAGCAUUUGUUCAUUUCAUCAUUGUUAUUUGUGUCUCCCGAGAUUGCAUGAAAACCACCUAUUGGCAAGUAUCAAUACUACAAUUACUAAAUUCAAAUUUUGUAUCUUGAUCGACCACUUUUCCAACAUACUAUGAUGAUGUUGAUCUUAAGGCAAAUGUAAAAAUUUGAAGCGUCACCCUAGGUUAUUAGAGACAAGCGAAGUUCUCAAGUUUUGGUACUGAUCGUUGAAAACUACCUGGCUUUUAGUUUUCCUAGGCGAGAUGACACGAGGUGCGGGGAAGCAGAAGAAAAGGGACAAUAUUCCGAAGGCAUCAGCGGCAGUUGACCAUUAGAUUUACAUUUGCCUGGCUGUUUUUUUCUUUUUCGUUAAACUACUAACAGUAAAACGGGCAACGAAAACGUGCAACUUAAUUUGCAACAUUGCUGUGAAACGAUUUGAAGUGCUGUGUUGUUGAGUGCGUUGUGCCACCCAUAUUCAAACCUGUCUUGCAACAAGUAGUCACGCCAUACACGAGAGUUACGUCACUGGUCGCCAGUAAAACUCGCAACUUGCAGAUUUUCUUGCAAAAAGUAGAACUGCGCUUUAAUUUCUGCAGCAACUUUACACAACCUGCAACAACCUUAUUGCUGCAAUACAGGUUGAUUUGUGGGUGGUAAAACGCGUAACAUAGCUAUUCAACUCUUUUUGCUGCAAUGUCGCAAAACAAUUUUUACGGUUUUGUUUCUCAUUUUACCAUUCCUUUAGGGCCGCCAGCAGCUCAACGCAACACGCAAUAGACCACACUAAGAGUAUAAUGUCCCAUUCAUACCAAGGCUUAAACGUGUUUUAACGCUGUUGUGUUUAGUUAAACAGGGUUUAAUUUUCUUGGUCUGAUUGUCAGCUGUCUGUGUCAGUUUAUUUUUACUGCCAGAAAAAAAUAAAGUCAUUCAAUACGUUGCAUACAUGAAAAAAGUAUUGGUUGAAGGUUAAAGGUGAUGUAAAUUACAUAAGUUAAAGAAUUAAAAAAUUUUUUCUGGCAAGGAAUCUGAAAUUGAAACUGGGGGGCUUAUUUCAUGUUCAAAUAUAAGUCAGGAUAAAAAGCAAACAAAACAAAACCCGCCAGACGGAAACAUGCAGCAAACUAUAAUAAAUUUCUGACAGUCUUUGGUUAGAGGACCAAACCUCCAUUGUGGUUUUUCUUUGAUCUUUUUCACCAGCACUUCAUAUAUUGAACCACAUUUACCCCUCUAGCAACCCUCACCCCUCCUAUGACUAUUUAGCAUUUUCCUCUUCAAGACAGACUGUUUUUGAAAAAAAACAGCCUCUUGCUAAUUGGAGAUCACAGUAGAGAAUUAAAUUGCACUUAAUGUACAUAAUGAAUGAUUGUGCUUCAGGUGACGGAAGGUUGUCCUUCUUUGUCAAGACUUGAUAUUGGCUACUGCUACAGAAUUUUAAACAAAGGCACCUCAUUUGUUGGAGCAAGUGCUUUUCCCAAAACCUUGACAGAAUUAACAUUACACGGAGUGCAGAUGUCUGAAGACUUACUCAUUGAAGUGCUGAAUCAGCUACCUUAUGUCAAAGUUUUGACGCUGUGCGGCCUGAGGUCUGUAGAUGAUGAUACAUUAAAUCAAGUGAGUCCAUCUAUCUCACCUUAAGUUUAUAAUUAUUUACUAUGGUGUACUCUUGUGCGUCAUUAAAAUUUCCCUUAUUGUUUUUGUACGUACUUAGUCUGAAUAUAUCAGCUUAAAACCUCUAGGUUGUUGUUUGGACCAAGAACUUUAAGGGUCUUUAUGUGCAAUUCUUAUGAUAUAACCAUUUUAUGAAUCACAAAUGCAAAGUAGGAUAUUAAUGGUGGCUGCGUUAUGAUACAGGUGCAUUGAGCUAUUUGUCUUAACGUUUUUUGGUGUUAACGUGAUGGCUACAAAAAUUUAGAAAAAAAUAUCAUGCAGCAAUAGUAAAUAAUCCUAUUUCACUGGUGAUGAACCUUUUUUACGAAAUUAGCGCUUAAGUGGACCGUACUGUUCAAAGGAAAUCGCGUGUAGUAAAAAAUUUGGCAGAUUUUUUUUUACUGAAAUUUAUUAUCGGCUGUUAUUGCUAUAAUACGUUUGCCAUGCAAAUUUCACCGAAAUCUUUGGAGCAGAAGUCCAUAGCCAGUAAGACAGUCGAAAUUCAACUUUGAAAUCGUUUUGAAAUUUAAAAAAGGAAUUGCUCUGAGGAAGCUGAACGAGCCACCAGUUCCAUUUUUUAGGACAAGUAAUUCAAAUCUUUGACAAUUCUUAAGAAAAAGGUGAUUGCCUAUCGUGCUAUUUUUGGAGAGGUACUUUUUAGUUAUGGAAGCACUGUAAAUUGCUCCAAACCUUGCUCUGAAGUUGAAUGACUUGUUCCUCGAAUGAUUCCUUGUUCUUGGAAUAUUCCUCAGCGGUUUUUGCUGAAACUCCUGCUACAUACAUUUUACAGUAUUACUAUGCAUUUUCAUCGGCUUUAGUGCGUCUAAAACUGAAGAGUACUUUUUAAAGAAUAGCCUGAUUGGUAAUAAGCUGUGUUUUAAGAAUAAGCAAACGUUAGAAUUACUUCCCGAAAUUUCGGACUGGUAGAAAGCAGUCAAAACAAAUCUUAAAUGAAUAAAGAAUAAGCAAACAGUAGAAUUAGUUCCCGAAAUUUCGAACAGGUAAAAAGCACUCAAACCAAAUCUUAAGAGCAAAUGUCUGUAAAAAUCGAGCAAAAUCGAAACUUCGCGACCAAAGUCAAAAAAUCGUUUUCGCUCAUAUCUUGUCCCUAGUUAGGUAUUAGUAACUAACUAAACGUGGUGUAGUUUGUUUUUCAAAAGGCCUCCUCGAUUUGGAGAAAAUCGACAAAAUCAGUUUUCGUAGUCGACAACUUGAAACAACCAAAAUUUGACGUAAAAUCAGGCGUUCUCAAAACUUCCUUCGCACGCAAACAAGAAGAAAGCGGGGUAAAAUAUUCCGCGAUAAAUCAAUUUAUAAAGGGUUCUACUUCUUGUUUGGAAGAUAAACAAUUUUAUUUUAGUUUGGAUUCUUUUUCAACUAAACGAAAUUUAAAUUUAGGCUGAAAAUUGCGUUUUAUAUUUUAGGCAUGCGCUAUACCUUGGUUUUAGCUGAAACUCAUGUUAUUUCAACAUUGGGCUAAAGCAUACGCACGAAUUGGCCUAGGUACCGUAUUUAUUCGAAUAAGCGCCCAACCUCGAAUUAGCACCCACCUCGAAUAAGCGCCCAUCCUAAAGGAAGAAAAAGUUAAUAAGCGCCCAGCCUCGAAUAAGCGCCCACCCCCUCCUCCUCCCAAUCAAACUCAAAUAAGCACUCACCCCAAUCCCCACCCACUUGAGGGAAUAAAUUUUAAUAAGAGACUUUCCCGAGGACGGAGUUUCCUUCAGAUGUAUUUUACAGAAACCUUGCUUUGUUACUUCCUCGCGAUUUGUUAUUAGCAUUUAUUGUUUUGUUGCAAAAUAAACAUACUUCAGUUGCUGAAAAUGGUGAAAAUUUCAUAAGCGCCCAGCCUCGAAUAAGCGCCCCCUCUCAAGGUCCAAAAAUUUAAUAAGCGCCCAGGGCGGUUAAUCGAAUAAAUACUAAAUUUGUACGUCACACGAACCUUCUGACGUUGAAUAGAUUUUACUUGAAAUAUGAGACUUUUCAAGAACGUCGGAUGGUUGUUGCUCGACAGGUCACGAUAGCUGGGCUCUCCAAAAGAUACUUAACUCACAAUUGCACUUGUAUUAAAGAAAUUUGUGCUGGAACUUUUUGUUACCUCAAUGAGUUUCUCGUUCUGGUUAACUGUUAUCUUGUUUUCUGCUGGUUUGCGCCGUGUUCCCAAGCUAAUCAACCGAUGAUCCAAAAAUUCCAGGAAACGUGGUGCGUGAAAUUAAGCUCAUACAGAACAUUUCAUGGUAUUACUGACCUUUCUUUUCGAUCAAACUUUACCUACAUUGCCAUUUCAAAAUUCUAGGUCUCACAAGAACUGCGAUUUUGAUAGUGAAACUUUCGGGCUGCCGAUACAUCUUUGGUCGUAAUGCAUCUGUCAGUUCAGGCUGCGCCCAGCACCCCCCCCCCCGGGGCUACUCCGGUCAGUCCCGAGGGUGGAGCAUUUUUCAAAUUUUGUGCUGCCCGGGGUCCGGGCAUUUGCCAACCCCGGGGCCAUUCCCAAGCUUUCGACACGCACGCGGUUUCCUAUCAGAAUAUAACUACACAGAGGAUUUUAUUGGGAAAGAAAGCAGGUUGGCUCAACUGUCAAGGAGAGGAAAAAAUUGAUGAGGGUUGUAAAGGCGUGUUCUUGAUUUUAUACAUGCAUUUCUUCACUGCUUAUCAAGUCAGAAUUACAUAGCGAAAUCGGGAGCUAUCAACGUGAAUCAACGUUUUUCGGUUAUUGAAUCAAAUUUCUGUUGAUAUUAUUUGAAAAACAUCCUUUCGUAUUUAUAAAACUAUUCAUAACAUAUAACUUUACAGCGCUCUAUUAAUUUUAAUGUCAAUAAUUUUAUAUCAGUUCUAAAAUUAUAAACUGGUCCAUGUCGUCGUGGCGUGAAGUCUUUAUUAGAAUCCAAGCGCUAUUACAAAGGAAGACGUUAAUUGAAACAAAAAAUCACAAAUUAAAAUGCUUAAAACGGCAUUAUUCGACUGUGCGAUCAAUGAAAAAUAAUGCAGUGUUGACGGCGGACGGGGCAUUUGCCCUCUUUUUUCGUCCCCACCCCGGGGGAUUUGACAGUUCAAGAGUCCCCACCCCCAGGAAUUUGCCAGCCAAGGGAAAAAAAAUGCUAAUGCCUGGGGUUUAACCGGGGGGGUUGUGGUUGGGCGCAGCUGGAAUUGACUGCAUAAAAAAUCUGGUCAAAAGUGUUGCGUGACAGGAUUUGCCGGCCCUCCAAUCGAACCAUUUGAGCGAUGCAUCUAUCCUGGGACUUUCUUUAUUGUCCUUGCCAAAAGUAGCAUAUCAUGCUACUAACAAUCCAAAUCAUGUCUUUUCCCCUAAGUUUUUCUUAGGGAAAAAGUAUGCUUUCUAAGUAUGCUUCAUACAACACUAAAUAAGUCCAAAAAUAUCGUUUUUCACGUCAACUCCCCCCCUUGUCUUGUAUUUGCCUUUUAUUUACUUUUGGCUUCAAUCUCUAGCUAUUUCACCGCGUUAUAUAUCAGAUCGCAGUCUUUCCUCUCCCAUAUGCAAGUUCCACAGUUUUCUUUAAGAUUCUGCAAUUAUUUUUCAGUAUAUUUUUUUCUAAUUUGAUCAUGGUUCGUGAAACUCUUGUUUCUGUUUGUAUACAAAGGAACUCCUCCAUGCGACCAUCCCGUUUAUACGACCACCUCUUUAUUAAUACCAUAGUCUUUCGACUCAGACGUGAUAAUCUCCGAGUCAUUUUACUAUUUUGAAGACCUCUUAAAUGCGACCACCUCGCUAUCAUGGCCAGGAGUUUAUGGCCCAAAGGUUGUCGCAUCAACGGGGUUCCACUGUGUUUUUUAAUUUCAGUGUUCCACCUUAUAUUACAAAAACAAAAAGAUAUGCGUCAGCUGGAUUAUGGCAAUUAAUGUAAAGAGCUAAAAUUAAGGAUCCGCUUAUAUGAAGAAAAUUUGUCUCGAGCAGAAGGGUCAACCGCCUACCCGAGCUACCCUGGAUGAGCCAAACUUAAAUUACAAAAAGUUGGCUCGGCUAGAAGGAUGACCCACCUUAUCUAGUCACCCUUUUGUAAUGGUAGGGUCAGCCUCCUAGCCGGGCCAACUUUUCUCCAUAAACACUUUGCGCGCUUUCCAUUCAACAAAAAUCCUGUUUGAAAUUUCGGAAAAUCCACGUGCCCAGUGGAACGUUACAUUCCGGUUGCACAGACCAAACCAAAGCCACCGCGAGUUUGGUUAUCGUUUGGUUAUCGUGGUUGUAAGCAGGAUACAGCAUCGAAGCUGCCUUUUGACAAACAAACUACACCAAGUUUAGUUAGUUACCGUACCUAUCUAUAAACACGAUAUGAGCGAACUCUUUUUUUUUGACCGUGACCGCCGGUUGCUCGAUGUUUACAGACAUUUAUUCUUAAAUAAAUGACUAAAUCAAUCAAUCAAUUAUAUAAAAUAAGAUAUUAUACCAAUCUCUUUUUACAAUGUUAAGUGGUGUAAUUUUCCAAAAAGAAAUUCAGGAGUCUCUCUGUAGGCAAAGACCUCAGCUUCCUUGAAUGAGAUUGCCAAAGUCAUCAUCAUAGAUUUGGAAAUUUAAGAGAAAGAAACAAGAGUUUUUCAAUAAUGUGUUUUCUUGUGAGAGAAAGGUCGACAGCAAAGAGAGUCUUGUGUUGGUUGCAUGAUGCAGAAUCAAUUCCUUGCAGGGUGACAACUAUUGAUAGCACGUUCAUAAAACCAUUUUCUCAAGAUUGUUUCAAGAACCGUUCUGAUUGUUACUUGUACUAAUUCUGCAUACUUCCUACAGUUUUGUUUUGACAGUACAAGUUGUUCUUUAAUUUGUACAGAUUUGUUUGGCUGUAGGCCGGACCUUGACGUCUUUGGAUCUGAGUGGUUGUACAGUCUUAACAGAUGCAGGUCUUUCGGCCAUCAGCAAACAUUGUCAAGUCAUUGAAUCUCUUAAAGUUUCUUUCUGCCCAAACAUUACUGGCCAAAAACUGAAACCAUUGUUCAAUUGCCCCAAAAGAGGUCCAGAUAUUAAAACAUUUGUGGCUAAUGGAUGUAAAAUGGUCAGUAUGUUAUUAUUUUCUCUUUGACUAAAAUGUUCAUUUAAAUAUUAUUAUGAUAAUUAUAAUCAUCGAUAAUUGAAAUUUGUGUUGUAAAACCCCGUUACAGUAUGCCAAAGGGACAUGUGCUAUCUACAGUGUCUGUAUUAUCUGGGUGACUGUAUUGAGCAGGCCAUCACUGUAAAUGUCAUAGCCACAUGCUUCAUUGAUAAUGUCAUAAAUAAUUUCAAAGCAGCUCAAUUGAACAAACCUUUACAUUUGACUAAUAAGUUAUAGCUGUUUUGGGGUGAAAUUGUUUGUUAAGUUGUUCAAACACAGCAGUGAAAUCAUUUAAAAGUAGCGGUUUGUGACCGUCAUUUCAGUUUGCAGUUCAGUCACAUAACAGACCAUUGUCCUUUUCAUGAACUUUAGGAUGGAAAAAGAAAACUACCCAUUAUUAUUUGGUGCUUGCAAAGGGAGGCUUUUUUGAUAAAAUAAUGGUUGCAAUCAGAGUCAUGCAAGUUUAGUAUCAGUAGAGUCUACCAUUUUAAUGACACCUUAACCUAACAGGCCUCUUUUGAGCUGCAUAACAGAAUAUUAACCUAAUGAUGUAAGGAAAUUGAAAUACCCCUAAUCAGCUCCAGUUCAGGGAGGUAAAUUAAUUUACUUAUUACGGACGACUAGAGGAGCCAGCAAUCCUAAUCUCUAGGUUGCUAUUACGCAUGCUUGGCAAGCAUGUGGCUUUUUUUAAGCUUCGUUUGGACUUCCACUAAGAUUAAAUGGAAUGUACAGAACACAAUAUUAUCACGCGCGUUUGGAUUAUCUAUCACGUGAAACUUACGCAAAGCACAGCGUUGGAGAAAAAGCAUUUGAACCUUGGAUGGUUGUCGCCCGCACUCCGUAACCUUUGGUUAUUAUCAGUUCAGUAUUUAUUUAUUGUUGCAUGUGUGUUCUGCAGUUUUCAGUUGAAGUUGUAGCUGAAAUAGCAGCCUGUUGUCCUUCUUUGCAUAAUCUAAGGCUAGCUGGAAUGAAGGACGUCGAUGAUCAGUUAUUAACAGCAGUCGCUGAAAACUGCCAUCAUCUUGCUUCUAUAAACAUUAAAGGUUGUGGCCAGGUAUGAAUAUUAAACAUAUCAUUGUUUAUUUAUUAAUGCUUUCAAAGAUCUUUGGGAGCGUCAAUUAUAUAACAUAGGAACAAGGGAAUAGCCCAGGUUUCACAUAUCAAGACAUGACUUCAAGGCUUUGUGGUAAUUCUUAUUAUGGUUUAUGGUUUUCUUUGUGUUCAAUUCCAAUCUGGGAAUUACAAGUCAAUGAAAUCGUGGCAAAUUUUCAAUUUUUGUUAGUGAAGCCACAGUCAUACUAGAAUUUUGUUAUAAUUAGUAACAAACUAACAGGACCUCCUGACCCUCCUCACCUUCCCAGGCAAGUAAAGCUUUAAAGAGAAGUCUUUUUUGAGUAGCAGUUGGGAUCUGGUGACACACUUUUGAUUAAUAGACACAAGUGGAUGAAUUAAUUUCCCAUAAGCUGCAUAGCUUUUAAAAUCAUCGUGCUUGAAUAAGGGCUGUCUGUUUGUCUGUCUGUUGUUUUUCACAGUUGAUUUUUGAAUCCACAAAUCAUUUCUUUCUGCGAAAACUUUUUAGAACUGGUACUUGUCCAUUUCUAGUCACUUUCUUACUAUUAUAUGCCAUUACAGUGAAACCUCUCUUCAGGGGAUACCCUCAGGACCAAAACAAGUGUCCUCUGAAUGGAGGUUGGGCUGAGGUUUGUUAAUAAUUAACCAACAAAUACACAUUAUUACUGGAGCCUAAAAUGGUGACCGCUCUCGCUCUCGCUAUACAUAAAUGAUCUUCCUAAUUGCCUGUCUAAUUCAGUUGCACGUAUGUAUGCCGACGAUACUCACCUGACCUUUGCCAGUAACAACAUAGAAACGAUCAAUGAUGUUAUGAAUCACGACCUAUCCAAUGUUAAUACAUGGCUCACUGCAAACAAAUUGACUCUCAAUUCAUCUAAAACUGAGUUCGUGUUAAUUGGAUCGCGGCAAAGGUUAGGUACUUACGAUACUUCCCCUAAACUAAUCAUAGGUGGUGACAUAAUUAAACAAGUUAGCUCGGUUAAAUCUCUGGGUGUGCAUAUAGACGAAAACCUUUCAUGGAAUAUGCACAUUGAAAAAAUAGCCAAGAAAAUCGCAUCGGGCAUUGGAGCAAUUAAACGUUGUAGGCCUUUUGUUAAUCGAACCACGCUGGAGUCCGUUUUCAAUGCCUUAGUUCAACCGUACUUUAAUUACUGCAGCGAGGUCUGGGGGCAUUGUAACAAAAGUCUUUCGAAUAAGCUCCAAACGUGGCAAAACCGGGCUGCCCGUAUUCUAACCUUCUCCAGUUAUGACACAAGCGCUGAUCCUCUUCUUGAGCAACUCAACUGGAAACGGUUGGAUACUCAGCGACAAAUACAAGUGGCCACCAUGGUCUAUAAAUCUAUACAUGGUCUUGCGCCCGACUAUCUUGGUUCUCUUUUCACUAAAUAUAAUCCACCUUAUAAUUUAAGGAACUCUGAAAACAAACUAGCUGUUCCAUUGCCCCGCACCAAUUUCUUGAAAAUUAGCUUUAGCUAUAAUGGUGCGGUUAUCUGGAACAGCUUGUCCCCUGAAUUGCGGCAAGCAAAAUCACUUAAAUCUUUUCGAAAUGGUUGUCGCGAUUUCUUUGACUGAAUCGAUAAAACGCACACGGCAUCUAUGUAAAGCAGAAUUUCUUUAUUUUCUCUAUUUUUACUAUUUAAAUUUUUAGAUCAUGUUUAUAUAGAUUAAAGUAGAUUGUAAUUUUUAUUAUUAUUAUUAUUAUUUUAUUUGAUAGAUUUACCGUGUUUAAAUAAAAAUAAAGUUCAUGUUAAAGUUCUAUAGAAUGCGCUGCAGUCAUUAUUUCAAGCAGCUCGAUAAUGUACAAAAAAUCAUGAUUAACUUAUCUUUGUGAUGUGUGUCGAAUUCUCACAAAUGUAGUACAUUCAUUGAAGUGAGUUUAUUCAUGUUUUGAAAGCUGUCGCCAUUGUGACUAGUGAACACUUAAACUUGUUGACCAUUUUUGUGGUCAGUCACUUCUGAAGUACUUUUGGUUUCUAAGGUGUUCCCUGAAUGGAGAUAAAACCCAGGUUUCGGGACCCAGAAAAAGUGUCCCUUUCCUCUGAAUAGAGGUGUCCUCUCAACAGAGGUAACAAAUACAAAGAUUAUGGGGACAUUUUUCUGGGACUAAAUCUUGUGUCUCCUGAAUGGAGGCGUCCCAAAGGAAAGGUUCCACUCUAUUGUAUUAAGCUGUCCCAUUUUAAUUGCAAUAAAUGUAAUGUUAACUGAAUUACAAUAAUGACAGUAAUACUUGGUUUAAGCCGACGGGCUAUAUUUGAUGUAUUAUGUACUUUUAACAGGUAACAGACGUGGGAGUUUGUGAGUUAGCACGGUUGUGUCCGUUAGAGGAAGUUGUGGUGUCUGGUGUGUCAAGUCUUACAGAUCGCUCUGUUUUCGCACUUGCUAAUUGUUGUACUUCAACACUGAAAGAACUCUGGGUGUCAGGGUGUUCAAUGAUAACACCACCUGCUAUCAAUUAUCUCAAGGUAUGUAAGCUCUAUGGUAUUUCAAAAUUUAUAAAUAUUAUUCAUUAAAUAUAUUUUGCCGAUUAUGAUUAGUUUUAAUCCCCGGCUAAUGUUACGAUGGCUUAUUGUUAUAUAUAUAUAUAUAUGUUGUAGUUAAAUUUUUAAUCCAGGUAAUUUUUGUUUUUCUUUUGUUUUUUGGUAAGGUAAUGUAUGCUAAUGAAGUUGAAACAAAGGAAAAAUAAAAAUUACUGUUUUUUACACUGAUAUAUAUAUAUAUAUAUAUAUUUUUAUAUAAAUAUAUAUUUGUAAAAAAAACGGUCCUUUUUUUACACUAAAUGUUGCUUUUUUUAAAAAAAUAUUUUGUGUUCAUAUUAAAUGUUGUUUAGCCUUUUCAUAUUAAAGUUGUUUAGUUUUGUUUUCGGGCUUAUUUCUCGAUCUCUAAAAUAAAACACGCAUUGCCGUACGUUACAGACCGCCUUUAUAGUCCCUAAUUGUUAUAAACAAAUCGGCUGCUGUUUUUAUGGCCUUAUAAAGUUAUUCUGUGUAUUGCAAAAAUUAGACUAACAAGCGAGUGUAUGUACGCUUGUAGCUAUAGGCUAGCGUUUCCUUUUGCUUGAUUAGCCGACUGAACAUGUUCCUACAUCAUGUUGAAAGCUUAAAGUUGUAACGCAGACAUGACAAUCUUGCAUGCAUCAACAUGGAUUUCAACAUAGCAUGAAUCCCGUGAUAGAAGAUUAGCGCAUCAUACAUAAUACAGGAAAUUGCCUAACAAUUGCUGUCGUUGAUUCUUGCUGGAGAUUUUAUGCUAGAAAUGGAGUUAUAAUUUAUUUAUCCACUGCUAAGAGCACCAAAGCAUUAUAGCCAAGUAUUUUGUUGACAGUUAAACCGAUUAUUGCAGCUGAUAACCUUGGGAAAAUAGAUAAAUAAUACAGAACAAUAUUCUGUACAGUUUUCGGCUUGAACAAGUAGCAAUGAAGGAGAGAAUAGAAGUCUUUGGUUGCUGCAAGAGAUUGUGACAGGCAUUGCUUAUAAAUAAGACAGUGAAUAACCCAGCUAUUCUAUUAUUGCCUAACAUGCAGUUACUGCCGUGCGUGACCUCAGCCGAUAAGCAUAACAAAUGAAAUUACUGCCUGUUCCUUCUUCGCAUCCAACAAUUAGAAGGUCCUGGAAAAUUGAAUGACAAAGGAAACAAGAAGAAAGAAUAAAAAGAAUAAAAAGAACGUAAAUUUUUAACGCUGUCAGCGAGUUAACAAGGGAAUUUAAAUGCCCCACAAUAAAGGGGACACGGGAACGUGAACGUGACUAGCGGCACGAAAACUACAGUUCAAUAAAUUUCGAACCAUGCUAUGGAAAACAGCCUGUCUUCGAUAAAUGAGUUUGUCAAAUGGUCUAUACGUGUAAAAUAGCAGGAUUUUUACAUAAAAAAGGCAGCUUUCUUACAAAAAUACCUUUUGUAACAAAACAGAUUUUUUACAUAAAAAAGCAGCUUUUUUACAAAAAUAUAUUUUGUAAAAAAGCAGCUUUUUACAUAAAAAAGCUGCUUUUUUACAAAAAUAUAUUUUUGUAAAAAAGCAGUAUUUUUACGACCAAGUAACUUGUAAAAAAGCAGCUUUUUUACGUAAAAAAGCAGUAUUUUUACAAGCGGCUAAUUUGUAAAAAAGCAGCUUUUUUACAUAAAAAAGCUGCUUUUUUACAAAAAUAUAUUUUUGUAAAAAAGCAGUAUUUUUACAACCGCUCAAUUUGUAAAAAAGCAGCUUUUUUACAUAAAAAUGACGCUUUUUUACAAGGACCGUUUUUUUAUGCAACAUAUAUAUAUAUAUAUAUAUAUAAUGGUGACCUCGUUUCCAAGUAGCGACGCCGUAGCCUAGCUGUUUAUUUACUCUCACUGCAGAGGCCCCUGCUUGGUUUUCCAAUAAAAAUAGCAGUGCAAAGAAACAAGUAAAGAAUAACGCGGAUAAGAGCAAACGACGUUUCGGUGUCAUCUUGACGUCACUUUCAAGUUCAAAAUGAUUGAUGAUAAACUGACCAAAACAAUUUUGGCUGAUGAUCAGCAUAUAUGUAAUAUACAAAGUCACGCAAAAAGUUUUUCUCAAAUUCAGUCCCAUUGGACAUUUAGAGAAGGUGUUAGUUCCCUAAUUAGCAACAUUUCGUGCACUUAACAAUCGAACUUGUUUUUGCACUUCUUAAGGACAGAGAGCUGUUCGUCAAGAUCUUUCGGGACCGUAGAGUGUUUAUCCCUAUAAUGUUUGCCAAUGGAGGAAGACAUUUUUGUGUUCAUCCGCGCGCUGAUGCCUCAGUGUAUAACCUACAUAACUUGCAUUACACAAGUCACAUUGAAAUUGCUUAAACUACACACUGUUGGUUAACAGUAGGCGGUUUUUUCUCAUGAACGUUAAGGACUUCCUGGAUCUUGUUGCCAACGAAAACUGGUCGAACGACCGUGUGAAUCUUCUGGCUUAGUUCUCUAAGCUGUUUGCGAACUAAAUUUGCUGAAGCUUGGUCUUUAAAGGACAGGACUAUACGAACUGGAGGGCUAUCUGCAGGGGUAGGUUUCGGUGGUUUGUCUUCCGCCUUGAAGCAGCAGUUUCCCUGAUGGUACUAGUGAUGAGACGUUGCGGACAUUUAAGCCGGGAGAAGAUUCGUCUCAAUCGAUCUCAUUCAUCCGAAAAAUAUAACCAGCAAGAUGAUAAGCGAUACGCACGAUCAAGCAUGGUUUUCAACAGCCCACGUUUAUAGCGCAUAUCAACAUGGCUGUGGUAGUGGAGCAAAAGACCCCUGUUGGUAGGUCUGACGUAAACUUUGGUCUCGAUUUGUGGGGCUCUGUUCAAGAGUUGCAUUCCGAGAAAAGGAAGCACGUCAUUGUUUUCUGUUUCCAUAAUGAAAUCUACUUAAGGGUGGCAGUUGUUAAGGACCUUAAGAAAAGAAGCCGCUGAUGUUGUGUCCGGCAUAAUGGUUAACGUAUCAUCGACGUAUCUCUUGUUGAAUGAAGGCAUUUUGCCUUCACUUUCCAGAGUUUCUUCAAUGGGUGCCAUAAAAACAUUGGCGAGCAGUGGCCCAUGGUGACUGUGUCGACCUGUUCGUCCAUCGAACUGAAUCAGUUGGUCUUUGGUCGCUGCUUUUAGAAGAUUAACAAGGUCCACUUUGCUGAAGUUGAAAUGGUGUGUUUCAUUAAAACAAUUGUUGUUAAAGGCUUUGUCAGCUAGUAUCUGGAUGGGUUCAUCUAGGGGCACGUUGUUUAAUAAUGAGGUAACAUCGUACGACACAAGAAUAUCACCGUUUUGAUUUUUAGUUCGCGAAUUUCGUUCGCAAACUCAAAGGUGUCAGGUAUUGUGUGCUGGUCGUAUGACAACGGCUUUUACUUCUUGUCCAUCAGCUGUUAGCCGAAAAUUUGGGUUUAUGGCUCACUCGAGGGGAACAGCUGAAACAUGUCACAUCGUAAUCUUUGGCUAUUAAGCAACACAAAAAUGCAUGAUUGCAAGAAUAAAGCGGUAGCUUUCACUCUGAAAAUCGAAAUUUAAAUUUGGCCCUCAUAAUCUCCUUUUGGCCGCCAUCUUGGCUUUCGGGGAAAGCUACGAAGUUGCUUAUAUUCUUUUAACGUUAACAAAUCGCGUUUUAAACUUAAAUAUAAAACAUAUUGGAGCUCAAAAAAUGACUUCCGUUUGUUCUAGUGCUUAAAUGAAAACGACACUGCCUUUCAGUAUUGGUCACAAUAAUACCGGCAGUUUGCACUUAAUAUUAUCACUGGAAAAAAUUGGGAGGUUUGCAUAAUUGUUUCAGAAAAGAGAGUAAGUAGACAAAAUUAAUGUAUAUAUUUGUAGUGUGUUAAACAGAGUCCUCCUCGAAGAUAACAAAACGUACAUGGUCUCAAGGCAUUAGUCGGAGCUUUUCGCUGUGGGUGCGAAAGUCGUUCUCUGCACGAUGAUGGCGGAAGAAUGCAUUAUGUUUGGUUUUUCUAAUUCAACGUUAUCCUAAUACAGAGAUAUUUCUUGUUAGACAACCUUAUAUCGUGCUUUCGUGAACCAGAAUCAGUUUCAGCUGAAUGUGAAUUCCCCGUACAUCCCAUCAAAUAUCGAUGCAAUUGCCGAAUCGAGUUCACCACUGGAACAAUGGAAGAGACUUAGAUUUGUAACUCCGGAGUCGCUAUACUUGUCCACACAGAAGUAAGUGAUGACUGACUGCAGGCCACGAACAAGUGAAAGCAGCCAUGGAAUGACAUUGUAACGGGACGUUGCUCAUCCAGUCCCACUCAACAUGAAUUUUACCUAGUGAAGAAGGCUAAGCUGAAGGCUGUGCGUAAGGUUCGCAACAAGGAUCGUGUGCUACCUUUCCGUAUGGAUCACGAUUUUUUUUGCUCGGAUGGCACUUCUCGGACAGUUUCAUCAUAUUGAAAUUAAAGUUGCUUACACAUUGAAUACAACUUUAAUGGUCCUUGAGCUCUUCCUUGAUCUCUUACUGAUCUUAAAGGACUCACGCGAAAGGCAAACAAAGCCAGACUCUCUCAACAGCGUGAGCGGCGCCUCUCAGCCUCCUCGAAAUACUUAGAGAACUUAGCCCGUAAUUCCGAUCAAAGAGGUGGCAGUCUUGCAGAGGUUUACGUUUUUCUCUUGAGCUACUUUCGGUAAGGUUGCUGAGAGAGUUUGAGAUGGUCAGGAGCACCAGCAGCAGGCGCGUAGGUAGUGUUCGCCGUGUAUCGCGAUGUGUUGAUAAAAAAUUUCCAAAGACUGUAAAUAAUGUCCAACUCUGUCAGUGUUCUGAAUGUCUAAAACAGGCUUUGAAUAGUGCUACGUGAAAAAGGGCAGAGGCACGAAAACCAGAAGAUCAAAAAUGUCUAUGCAACUCGGGCAAGCUGGCAUUUUCAUCCCGUGCAUCAUAAGGGCCCUUAUCGGCGUAAACUCUCAGCGAUCACAGGCUGUGAUGACAUCUCUGCGUUCUUUGGUAAAGGGAAGUGGAAAGCAGAACCGCUUCCCCAGCACAAUGAAGGGUGCGUCCGAGCUAUGAUGAGUAUCGGGGAGGAGUGAUGAGCAUCCGAGGAGUCCUUGCAAUUAAAGAUACGGAAGCACUCGUGCAGUGUGGCAACUAUACUAAAAGAAGUGUCACAGUGUGGAUGUGCUGAAUAUGAGAUCCACCACGGUAGACUGGCAGGAAAGUCAAACUAGAGACUCUGCCCCCAUGCGAGUCAUCUUUACGAGAUCACAAAAGCAAUUAUCAAGCCGCAAUAUGAAGAGCCAUUUUGCCGCUCCCCUCAUUGACAAUUUGACACUUUUAUGCAGCUCUGACGUCGCGCCGUGUGUGCGGCUUGCACCUAAGCCGGCUCCUGAAGAAAAGUACUGUCCUGUGCGUACAAGAAAGUAUAAACAAUAAUCAUUUGUACUCAAAGAAUGUGAAGUAUUGAUACAGAUGGGGGUAGAACAGAAAGAUAGUUUUUACUUUUGUCAUCUUUUUUGUUGUCUUUUUUCAGGUUUGAUAGUAUUUAGAUCCCUCUUGACAAGACACGUUACGUUAUGUACGUUCUAAAACGCUUUCAGAAUGACUCCUGCCGAGAAACCUUUUUUUUCACAUUAUGAUGUUCGAGACGCAAAUGCGGUACAUGUAAAUAUGUUUUCAUGUAGAAUUUUCCAAUGAUGAUGAAAGGCAAAUUAAGUUAUGUGAUCAACCCGUCAAAGUCACGCAGUGUUCGGCCAAGUACAACUGAGAAGGACUCUUCCCGCAAGACAGAACUUGUCAUUCAUAGAUCCACAUUUCUUGAGCAGCUUUUUGACAUUCUUCACGGCAGCCUUAGCCUCACCAUUUGACUUGAAUUGGGGGCCACCAUCAGAGACGGCUUCUAUAGGGUUGCCGAAGCAAGAGAAUGCGUCCUUCACUUCUCUGAUAAUUAGUGAGGCCUUAGAGUUUGUCUUUAGAGCACGGACUUCAGUGGAAAGUGAAAAAUAGUCGGUGAUAAUGAGGUAUUUAUGUCCAUUAAGAUUGCAAAGGUCAAUACCCAGCUUCUCUCAAGGUCUCGUUGGCAACGGCGGCCGUAGAAGCGGUUUGUUGCAAUUUCCUGGAAGAAAAGCCAGGUAUUGGUGGCAGCGUUUGACCAUGUCCUCAAUUUCCCGAUCAACACCAAGUCAAAACACGGCGAGUCUUGUCGAUGCCCUGAUGUUCUUCAUGUAGCGUCAAGAGUAUCUUCUUCUUGAGAGGCGAUGGGAUGACGGUGCGGCCAUUCAUUGAGGAGAGGGAAUAACCAGGGACUGGAGUAAUGUGGUAAAGUUGAUGACGGAUGGACCAGAAAGGUUUAGCAAGGGUGUCUACUUCUUGCAGUGAAUCAGGCCAUCCACGCACAGCGGAUGUCCUUUGUAACUCGAGAAAGCCUGAGGGUCGGUCUGCCGGGCCUUGGAAAUUUCAUGUAGUUUCAGGUCAUCGGUUGACUUAAGUGUAGGCGCACAGCAGCUUCAGUAUGAGCUUCACAUAUUCAUCAUCGAGUGACGGCUUGUCCACAGGAAAGCGAGAAAGGGCGUAUGCGGCCAAGUGAUCUUUUACUUUAACCCAUUGUGCAGCAGCAUUUUUAUAACAAGAACGCGCUUAGAGCCGUCUCACUUGCUUGGAGAUUAGAUCGAGAAAUGAGGAGGCCAUUAAUUCUACACGAAACAGGAUUUACUUGCAAAGGUUUUUUACUUCCUACUUUAUCGACGUCGAUACUGUUAUGUUUAUUUGUUUCUGAAUUGAUUUAGUGCGCGUGUUAGCGACGACCGGCAAUACGUCUGCGGUCGUAGGCUAUACGCGCGUAUAAAUACAUGAAAAUUCAAGGGCCUCGAUCCUAGAGGAAUUGCAUCAUUGCCAGAGAUCAAAAAAGUGAUUUACAUGACACGUCAUUUCAAUCAUCGCCGAAAAUAAAUCGCAUGGUCAUCACAAGACUCAUUUGCAUACAGUGAAAGUUUACAACACCCGACCAUCGCAGUUUUGUUAAUUAAGAUUCUUUUUUUUUUUCGGUAGUGUUCACUUGGUCCAAAGUAAUCAACGCUCUCAAGCGAAAGAAUUCGUGGACCGACACGUUUCAGAAAAGAUUUAAAUUUAAUCCUUCCUAAGCUUUCUUAGCAAAACAUGCGUGGCUUCGAUCACGCAACGAUUCUUAGUUCCAGUUGCCCCGGUCUCUGCUAGGAACCCCUGGCACAAUUACCCCUGCACAGCAUUUUCAAGGGUAAGAUCUUUCAUACACAAAGAGCUGUUCCGAAGAUCAUUGGAUCUUAUGCCAGCUACUAAUCUGGAAAGCAGAACACGUUCCUUACAUGACAUUCGAGUUGCAGUCUUCCAACAGUCCUCGUAAUGGCAUUUAUUCAAAAGGGACUACAAAUCAGUGAAAAAUUCUCGUAAUAUUCGUGAACAAAGAUACUUGUGCUUCCGCAUACCUGGGUCUGGAAAGCCUCGGUGAUAGCGAUAACAUCAUGGAUACUAACAGGUUCAUUUGUUUCAGUGUCAUUAUUAAGAACGUUUGUAAAUAGAUUUUGUUGGGUUUCGGUAGAGUUCCGUCGUUGCUUCCAAAUUUGGAAUCCGUCGGAGAAGAGGUAUCGAUAUCCAAUCGACGGACUCGUGCAGUUUCAGAAGUAGGUUUAGGACUCAGUUUGGACGGCGUAUCAUGUCUUUUAAGCAGAUGGCGAAAAGAAAAAAAGCGAAAUUUACACGGUACUGUAUUUAUCCCGUCGACUACGCAAUGUUUGUUUCACAUCCCAUGUGGUUCCUAGCUCGUGCCCGGACCCUUAGCAGGCGACACCACAGCAAAGGUUUAUGAAGGAACGCUAUUUGUUUCAAGUGAAGAAGAAGUAAAAACAAAAUGUAAUUAAAAGUCUGACGUGAAGUCUGUGUUCGUGAAAACAUUUUAACCUUCUAGUUUCAUUCAUAGUGUUACGAAGAGCCUCAAGAAUAUUUUAAAUUUGGCCUAAAUUAUUGAACUGCACAAAUAUUUAUCUACAAAGUGUAAACGAAUCGACGGCUGGUGAGAAGAAUACAUCCCUAUAUUCCGAGGGUUUUAUGCGGCAGAACCGGGUUUUCGGGGUCUUGUCGUCAUUUGUACUUUUCUUUUACAAAAUAAACACUGGUUCACUCGAACAGGAAAGCACUCUGUCUUGCAAUACAACAUUGACAAAACGCUGUUCGAGUACCAAUUGAUCAACUGAUUUACGGUCGUUUGAUUUUUUUCCCCAAAAUAUGCUCGAGGUCGAGAGAUCAUCGUUCAUCGCUUCACAGAUAGUAGCUCACAAUUCCAAUUAUUUUUUUGAGAUUUAUUUCCACAUUUGCAAAAAAAAUGGCCCGAUUUCUAGUUAGAAAUACCGUAACCUUCCUCCAAAUUGAAAAUCAUACCUAGAAUGCGUGUUUAUCGCUUCCUCGAAAUUUGGUUAGUCUGAUCCGAAAAUUCACAGUCUCAAAAUCUGUUGCAACAAAGAAACACAAUUCGCAAAAAUUUCUUACCAUUGACCAGCAGCCGAUCAGAUCACUCUGUCCUGACCUGCGAACCAGGAUGGUGAAACCUCUAUUCAGGGGACACCGUCGGGACCAAGGCAAAUGUCCCCAAAUAGAGGUGUCCUCUGAAUAAAGGUUGGACUAGGGAUUGUUAAUAAUUAACAGACAAAGAAAAAUCGGAAUCUGCCACAGUCCUUCAAGCUAUCUCAAGUCAUUCUGCUAUUUCAAGCAGCUAGAUAUUGUAUAAAGACAAAAAUUAACUUACCUCUGCAAUAUUCUGUGUUGAUUUCCCACGAGUACAGCACAUAGAUUUAAGUGAGAUAGUUCAUGUUGUGGAAGCUGUCAUUGACUAGUCUACACUUAAACUUAUCAACCCUUUUUGUAGACAGUCCCGUUAAAUAAGCUAAAGUGUCCCCUGAAUCGGGGGUGAAGCCCGGGAAAGGUGUCCCUUUUCCUUGAGUAGAGGUGUCUCUUUAAUAGAGGUAACAGAUACAAGGAUUAUGUAAACAUUUUUCCGCGACCCAAUUUUCGUCCCCUGAAUUGAGGUGUCCCUGCAGUAGAGGUGUCCUAAAGGAGAGAUUCCAAUCUAAAAGUUGUCUACAAUGAACCAGCUGCCAGAAGGGGAUUAUUUGAUAAUUAUGUUGUUUGUCCAUUCUCUUCAGGACUGCUCCUUGAAACGAAUAUACGUUGACCACCGCACACCAAAUGUUGACCCAGACCAAGUUAUGGCAAAGAAUCUGGAUACAGGAGAGUUUUGUAGAGCUGAUCUUUUGGUGUCAGGUCCUGUUGUACAGGAUCCAGACUGGUUGGAAUGACAUUUCUAGCCUUCGUUGUACAUUUUCACCAUCUCAUCACGUAUUCUGUCACUCUAAGGUCCUAGCUGUAGAUGGAAGGAGUGUCACCCUUGUGGAAGGAUAACCCUGCUGGUAUUAUCGAUCUCAGUUUCGUUUACAUAAGUGGUACCCUGGGUACCCUUUAGUAAGGGUUACCCCGUAUCCUUGUCAGGUUACUAGUAGGGUCGACAUUUUGGCAGCAAAGUCAACUUUACUGAGACCAACUCACCGUUGAAUUGGCACUAAAAUAUAAACAUACUAAACGCUCUUACCAUUAUUAUACGAAAGCAAGAACCCACAGCCUGUACUAAAAAGUCUCAGCAAAAGGCGUAAGCGCCAGCAAAUUUGCGCGUAGGACGGAAAAAGCAAGUACGUAGACAUGAUAAGGUAACCCUCGUGUUAUUGUUUCCAUGUUAAGGGGAGGGGUUUAUCCUUUGACCCCUGUUGAAGUGUAACCCUUGCAAGAGGUUGCCGCACUCCUUUUUUUGUAAACUGGGCUUAAACUUGGGAUAGCUUUAGGUACCGGGCAAAUGAGCCAAAAAAAUAAUUGUUGCGUUGCGAAUUGACUGUCAGGGUUUUUAAACCUAAAUAACGCCUUUAGGAUCGUUUAGACUAUGAGGAGUCAAAACUUAAAAAGCGUAGUUAUGAGAGGAGAAUGGUUACGAAAGGCGUGUUUCCUAACCAACUUCCUGAUAACAAAAUCUCGUCUAAGUAACACAAAAAUCCUAUGUGAGGAACAUGUAAAAUUGGAAACUUUUCUUGGCUAUUUUCAACUCGUAUGUAUGGUUUAGUGUUCGUGGGGAAGGAAAGCGUGACGAAGCCCUAAGAACGCCUGCGUGGGAGCUGUUUAAAUGGAGGUAGGAAGAUCCUAGGAAAGAUUCUAGAAGGCAGAACAACUUUUCGUUGAGCUUAUGUUACUGGUCGGGGCAGGUGGGCGCUAUUUUCCCAUCACGAACGAUCGCAAGACGACGAGACAGGACUAAUAUGACGGAUCGUGCUCUUUUACUUACCCAUAAUUCCUAGAAUGACAAUUGUGUCUAUGGGGAGGGGGGUGGAGUGGUCCUAUUUCCUUCUUGUCACACACUCCCCCCUGAAAAAUAUGUCGUCCUCGACAUUAUAGAACAGAUGAGAAAAAAAAAAAAUAUAUAUAUAUAUAUAUAUGGAAAUAUCUCUGAGAUUACAGUAACACUAGACAAGUACUCUUAAUCCUGCUCAGCUC